UCAAAACAUUCCAAUAGUUUCAAGUUGGUUUUAUUUAUGUUUUUGUUUGGUUGAACACACGUGUGUAGAGUAACUUUUAUAUAAUAGUAUUUUAAAGAUCUGUUUAGUUAUGUUAAUUAUUUUUGUUAAAUGUCUUUGUUAUCUUAAACUGGUUUGUCGCCUGUUUUUCUUAUACCAACUUAAGUAGGUAACUCAAAUGCUCAAACUUGAUUUUUUAGUUAUUAUUAUCAGUGACCAUUGACAAUAAUGUAUUCAUCUUAAUAAUAGCACAGAGCAUAUGUGGCAUCAGCAUCAUUGGAGUUUACCACUCAGCAUACAUACUUAACACACAUGAAGAAAGAAUUGUUUACGGUAUACUGUAAAUAAUACAAACUUAUAACAAAAAGCCAUAUGUAUAUGUCUAUUUAUAUACCUAAUUAAUGAUAUGAUAUGCAACUUUCAAGGUUGACAUAAUAUGUUAUGUUCUAAUAAUUAAUUAAAUAUAUGUCUAUUAAAUGUCAAAUUAUAAUUAUAGAAUAUGUACUUACAUUAUUUAUACAAAUAAAUAAAAUAAUAUUUUACUUCAUAAAUAUAUUGAAAAAUUGCAGUCUUGCUGUUGAGGAAAACAAUUAAAUAUAUCUGAUAAUGUAAUGGGAAUAUUAUAUUAAAAUUAUAUAGAAUAUUACUUAUUAGUUGCUAGAAACUAAACUACGAAUUUAAUUAAGAACAGUGUCAGAAAUAUAAGAAAAGAAGUCUUCCUCAAUUUUAUUUUUAUUAUAUUUUUUAAUAUGGCGUCGGGUAAUAAAAAUGAACAUAUUAUCACAACUCAACCAACAAGCAAAGUUGGUGAUCUGGAACAUCCUGAAACAUUAAUAUCAGAAGAAGAAAGACAACUAGAAGAGGAACGUAAAAGACAAGAGGAAGAGAGAAGGAGACAAGAUAGUAUCAGUGAUGAUGCAUUGAUUGAUUGCUGUUUUGUAAUUCCUGAUGAGCAGGAUACAUGUUGGUGUCUUCGUUUGCUCUCAGACUGUUGUGUAUGGUUCAACACAUGCAAUAAUUCUUGUUUCCAGGAAUGUGCAAAUUGCUUGAGUAAUUGUUGUGAUGGAGACACUGAAAAUGAUACUGGACAUGGUGAUGGAUGCUGCAAUGGAAGUAAUGAUGAGGGUGGCUGUGAUUGUGGUGAAAAUUGUUGUGAUUGUGGUGACAAUUGUUGUGACUGGUAAGCGUGUUUACAAUUCCUGUGCAAGGUGCAAUAUAAUCACAAAGAAAGACACAGGAUUAUAUGAUUGCCCCUUAGAACUUAUAUGGUACUUGCUACGACCACGUUCUAUUAGCGCAUUGACUGCUACACCCCACUCUCUUUGGUAAUGUGCCAAUCGUAAGAAACUGAUGUCCCACCGCGAUGUCAGACUUGAUAAUGUGAGCCUAGUCUUAAACUCAGAGUCUAUGCAUAGACUCACUUCCUGCCACCUAAAUGUUAAAUUGUUUAUUUUUUUGUUCACUCUUUCGCGCGUGCUUGUGCUUACGAAUCAUCUCAAAGAAAUAUAAUGUGAAGUCAAAAAUAAAAUUAUAAAAGAAAGUAAAAUCUUUUAUAAUUUUAUUUUAUAUUUUACAGGUUUUAUUAUCCAGAGACAUGUUUAAGAUUUUUAAAUUAUCAAUAAAGUUUUUGCAGUCAUAGUCAUUUGUGUCCGCCAUUUUGCAAUGUUAAUUAAUUAUAAAAAAAGG
Molecule: messenger RNA, 1704 nt
Organism: Achroia grisella
Lineage: Eukaryota; Metazoa; Arthropoda; Insecta; Lepidoptera; Pyralidae
Product: chorion class high-cysteine HCA protein 12-like
Exons: 2
Coding region: 768-1202 (144 amino acids)
Source: RefSeq, a predicted model, not a curated record